UCCAUCCACUUUUGGCUCCUGAAGCAGGAAAUCUUUUUUUUUUUCCUCCCCUCUGCCUUUGAAUGGGAUUUUUCCGCGUUAUAUUGGAAUAAAUCACCCCCCCCCCGAUUUCUGGAUAUCUGUCGCGCGGCUGCGAUGUCCUCUCCAGAUGUUUGUCCUCCUCCCCCCGAGGUCUCGGCCGGCGCUCACAUCGAUUCUUACGAGAAGUACAAAGAGCUGUACGAGCGGUCGGUGCAGGAACCCAACGCGUUUUGGGGUGAAAUCGCGAAUGACUUCUACUGGAGAGUCCCUCCCCCGCAGCCGCUUCUGAGAUACAACUUUGACGUCACUAAGGGGAAGAUUUUCAUCGAGUGGAUGAAAGGCGGCGUCACCAAUAUCUGCUACAACGUCCUGGACAGAAACAUCCAUGAGAAGAAGCUGGGGGACAAGGUGGCCUUCUACUGGGAGGGCAAUGAACCUGCAGAAUCCACAUCCGUCACCUACGCCGAACUCCUGAAGAAGGUCUGCCGGUUUGCGAAUGUCCUGCGAAGCCAAGGAGUCACGAAGGGCGACCGCGUGUCCAUCUAUAUGCCCAUGGUGAUCGAGCUGGUAGUGGCUAUGCUGGCUUGCGCCAGGAUCGGAGCUAUCCAUUCCAUAGUGUUUGCAGGCUUCUCUGCCGAGUCUCUGUGUGAACGGAUCCUGGACUCCAACUGCUCGCUCCUCAUCACGGCAGAUGGCUUCUUCCGUGGAGACAAGCUGAUUAACUUGAAGCAGAUAGCCGACGAAGCUCUCAAGAAAUGCGAUGAGAAGAAUUAUCACGUGGAGAGAUGCAUUGUGCUGAAGCACUUGGGAAGAGACGAAGUAACGUGCGACGGAAUGAAUAAAACGUCGCCCCCCUGCAAGAGGCUCUGUGCGGAUGGGCAGGGAAAAAAGCAAGAAAAAGCAAAGAGAAAUCACACGCAGACGUCAUGGAACCCAUCCAGAGACCUUUGGUGGCACGACCUGGUGAAGGAUGCCAGCGCGGAGUGCGAGCCGGAGUGGUGCGACGCCGAGGAUGAACUUUUCAUUCUUUAUACCAGCGGUUCUACUGGGAAGCCCAAGGGAGUCGUUCACACGGUAGGAGGGUACAUGAUAUUCACAGCCACCACUUUUAAGUAUGUGUUUGAUUAUCAUGGGGAUGACGUGUACUGGUGCACGGCUGACAUCGGCUGGAUCACGGGACACUCGUACCUCACCUAUGGACCACUGGCCAAUGGAGCAACCAGUGUUUUAUUUGAAGGUCUUCCCAUCUACCCAGACAUUUCCAGGAUGUGGCAGAUCAUCGAUAAGUAUAACGUGAGCAAAUUCUACACGGCCCCCACCGCCAUCCGCCUGCUGAUGAAAUACGGGGAGGAACCGGUCAAAAGGCAUAGCAGAAAGUCCCUGAAGAUAUUAGGAACGGUCGGCGAGCCGAUUAAUCCUGAAGCCUGGCUCUGGUAUCACAACGUCGUGGGAGAGAAGAGAUGUCCGAUUGUGGAUACGUUUUGGCAAACGGAGACGGGAGGUCACGUCUUGACUCCUCUCCCAGGAGCCACGGUCACCAAGCCGGGGUCAGCUACGUUCCCGUUUUUCGGUGUUGUGCCUGCUAUUCUCAACGAGUCCGGUGAAGAGCUGGAGGGAGAAGCAGAAGGAUAUUUGGUUUUCAAACAGCCCUGGCCAGCAAUCAUGCGCACGGUGUAUGGGAAUCGCCAGCGGUUUGAAACCACCUACUUCAAGAAGUUCCCUGGAUAUUAUGUAACAGGAGACGGUUGUAGGAGGGACAAAGAUGGAUACUACUGGAUCACCGGCCGCAUCGAUGACAUGCUGAAUGUUUCCGGCCAUUUGUUGAGCACGGCUGAAGUGGAGUCGGCGCUCGUUGAGCACUCCUCGGUGGCAGAGGCGGCAGUAGUAAGCCAUCCUCAUCCCGUCAAAGGGGAAUGUCUGUAUUGUUUCGUGACGUUACGGGACGGACACGAGUUCACAAAGAAGCUGACUGACCAACUCAAGAUACUAGUAAGGGAGAAGAUUGGACCGAUUGCCACUCCAGAUUAUAUCCAAAACGCUCCUGGUCUUCCAAAAACACGAUCAGGUAAAAUCAUGAGACGGGUAUUAAGAAAAAUCGCCAAGAACGACCACGACUUGGGUGAUAUUUCUACCCUUGCAGAUACAUCGGUCAUUCAUCAACUAUUUGAGAACAGAUGCCAGAUCGUGGACUAGAGCCCAACGCAGCCAACGGUAAACAGAACGCCGCGUUAACGAGUAAACCCAACCGCGGAAACAUUAAGCCAUAUACUUCGUUAUAAGGGAUAUUGUGUGUUAUUUGUUCCGAUUAUGUCUGUCGUGUCUUGUGACUGCUAUGGUGUCCGGGAACUGCUCUGUUGUCUCAUCAAGUUAUGAAUUUGCUGUCUGGAAAAGCGACACCGGUAUAAAUCGGGUAUAUAAAAGAUGAUGAUGCUAAUAUUGGGGUAUUCAUUAAUGCUUCUAAAGGACAACUUGGCCAUGGAGACUUGCUGAAGUUUACACGAGCGAGUUGGAGAUUAGAUCUAAAUUUAUUAACAAAACCCUACCUUUAGCCCAUGUUAAGCAGAGCCUUCCGUCUAUCCUUUCUCUAGCAAAUGCCCUCGAUGUAACUGGAAGUAUAUCUUAGUAGAUAAACUUAUUUUAAUGUUUCUAGUAGCAUUGUAACUGUAACAAAUAUGUUGCCAGGAGGAGGUUAAUUUACUGUAUUUUGUGUAAAAAAACAAAAAAAAAACACUCCAAACUUUUCAAAAUGAAAAAUA
Spea bombifrons (plains spadefoot toad) is the source of this 2777-nucleotide messenger RNA. It is a transcript of the gene ACSS2, whose product is annotated as acyl-CoA synthetase short chain family member 2. The transcript has 20 exons. Gene Ontology annotation, cellular component: cytoplasm. The record is from RefSeq and is a predicted model, not a curated record. Bases 136 to 2214 code for a protein of 692 amino acids. Gene Ontology annotation, biological process: acetyl-CoA biosynthetic process. Gene Ontology annotation, molecular function: acetyl-CoA synthetase activity. NCBI's taxonomy places the organism in Eukaryota, Metazoa, Chordata, Amphibia, Anura, Pelobatidae.